Messenger RNA from Aedes aegypti (yellow fever mosquito), 1914 nucleotides. Its product is annotated as carboxypeptidase B. Gene Ontology annotation, biological process: proteolysis. The coding region runs from base 348 to 1658 and encodes 436 amino acids. The record is from RefSeq and is a predicted model, not a curated record. Gene Ontology annotation, molecular function: zinc ion binding; metallocarboxypeptidase activity. The transcript has 2 exons. NCBI's taxonomy places the organism in Eukaryota, Metazoa, Arthropoda, Insecta, Diptera, Culicidae.
UGAUGAUGACAAUUUCUCGCUUAUUAUAAACCAAGUAGAAAUAAAUGAUUUUUUAAAUAACCGUUUGCCAAAUCUACACACAUAAUAUCUAUCACACAGCAAAUGAAUUGCGAUAUCCAUUGUGGUCGCUCACCACGCUUAUUAGCUAUUCUACGACAGCACGAUCAUUCGUUGCCUAUAUCGAGAGCUUUUUGCUAAUAAAUCUAGUCAUACCGCAAUCUAUCGCCAGCCGACACUGACCGUUGAAAAGUAGCGAGACGUACGAUCUGCAUAAACUCCACGAUCGGCACCUAACACUGGAUUGGAUACAUGCUUUCAUAGCAAUUGACAGUUUUGAAAGCUCAUAUAUGAUAGCUCAUGAGUUAGUUCUAGCUCAUAGUUCGAAUGACAACGGUCGCGGGAAAAUGUUUCAGUUUGCAUUUCUGCUGUUUCACGCCGCUAUCAGUGCCGAUAUGGCAAACUCCAUCAGUGCAACAUGCAAUAGGGCAAUGAAACUUUAUGGCGUUGUGCCAAAAUCCGAAGGUCAAAUGCAAUAUUUGAGAUUCCUUAGUGCAUACAAUGAAUCGUUGGAUUUCUGGUUACUCACGGCUGUGAUCAAUGAGGAAGCACAUGUGCUGGUCUCUGCUGAUGACGAAAAUGAUUUUCGGAAAGAUCUAUUUAGUCAAAGGAUGGAGUUUUAUGUGAAAAAUCCAAACAUCGGAGGUUGUGCAGAAGGCGGUAGAACAGAACGUAAGGCCCAGUAUAGAUCAAAAGAAUCGUUAGAUUUUACCAGGAGAUAUCUGAGCUACAGUGACAUCAACAGGUACAUCGAUUACCUAGGUCGGAAAUACGCAGAUAUGGUUACCGUAACAAACGUCGGUAAAUCAUACGAAGGAAGGACGCUCAAAACAGUCACCAUCGGACAAAGUCAACAAUCCAAAACAAUACUCAUUGACGCUGGUAUUCAUGCUAGAGAAUGGAUAGCACCAGCUACUGCCCUUUACGUAAUUAAUCGACUAGUGCAGCACGCAAAUGAGAAUCGUGACUUGUUAAGCAAUCUCACGUGGAUUAUUUUGCCGCUUGUGAAUCCAGACGGCUACGAAUACUCAUUCAAGUCAAACAAAUUUUGGCGCAAAACGAGGCAGCCAUACGGGCGCUGUAUAGGAACAGAUGGCAAUCGGAACUUCAAUUUUCACUGGGGAGAAAAGGGUGCUUCGAAAUACGAGUGCGUCAAUACCUUUGCUGGUCCAAGGCCUUUUUCUGAACCUGAAACUCAAACUGUACGUGACCUACUACUAGCCAAGAAUGACACUAUCAAGUUUUAUCUUUCGCUGCACUCCUACGGCCGAAUGUUGCUCUAUCCGUGGGGUUAUAAGAAAGAUCUUCCCCGAAAAUGGAGAAAUAUGGAUGUGGUAGCUCGCGCCGGUGCGUCUGCCAUGAAACGAUCGCACAGAGUAGACUAUCGAGUAGGUGGAGCAGCAAAAGUCCUGUAUGAAGCGGCAGGUGCCAGUGAUGAUUAUGCAAUAGCGGUCGCAAAAAUCCCAAUUGCCAUCACAAUGGAACUUCCAGGAGAUGAGAGGGGGUUUCACCCGGUUGAGUCAAAGAUUAGUAUAUUCAUUCAAGAAGCAUUCACUGGAAUACGCGCCAUGGCACUCAAGAUGAUGGAAAUCCAGGUGUAGUUGGCAGUUUUAUAGAUUUCGAUUGCUAGUAUUAUCUUAAGUGGACGAGUGAAUGUUAAUGCUUGGUAAGCGUUCGUUUUAGGAAGCUAAGGGCAAACAUUAACAACGACCUAGAAAAUAUUGCAUAGAUUAGAUGAAAACUUCAAGCAGCACAAUAAAUAAAAAAAUCGUGUGAAAGGAAAAAUAAUUCGCAAAACUAUUAAGGUAUCCCACAAACACAAGAUGACCAUCGCAAUGGCCGACUUGUGCCCCUUUC